AUGGGGGCAAGCCGACGCUUUCGAAAGAGAUCAUACCUGGCGAUUGCCCUUCUCGUCCUCCUCAUCUUCGCCUGGAUCGAUCGAUGCUGUCAUGGCACCCACACAAAGCAAGACUCAGCAUCCUUGGACGCGCAAACCGAGACAAGAAGCCACGACAGCCAGCCGUCCAGUCUGGUCUCUGAAAAGAACCAGAACUUCACCGUCAACCUGGUGAUCGCAUCCACCAGCAAGGACGACACCACCACGGCCCAGUACCGCCCGCCCGUCCCCAGAGUCGGCCGCGAGGCCAUGAUAUACCACACCUACUUCCACGACUUUUACGACUCGCUCCCGGACCUCUCCAUCAUGAUCCACCCCCACGAGAAGCCCUGGCACAUCGAGCCCGCGCUCGCGCAGUCCAUGCUCUUCGCGCUUAACAACCUCGACCUGGGCGUCGCGCACCAGCGCGGGUACGCCAACCUGCGCGUCGGCUGGAAGGAGUCGUGCCCGGACUGGGUCGACACGAGCCGCGAGUACGGCGACGAGCGCCGGCCCAUGGAGGCGCCCUACAUGGCCGGCGCCAUGUAUCACAACUUCGGGGUCUACGGCUCCGACCUGCCCCGCUACUUCGGCGGACCUUGCUGCUCGCAGUUUGUCGUGACGAAGGAGGCGGUGCACCGGCACCCUCGCGAGCAGUACAAGCGGAGCACGGACUGGCUGGCGGAGACGUCGUGGCCGGACUGGAUCACGGGCCGCACGUGGGAGCACAUGUUCCCCUGGAUGUUUACGGGCAAUGCCGUCGAUUGUCCCAUGGAGUGGAAGGUGUUUUGUGGGAUGUACCACGUGUGUUUCAAAGACCCGUCGACGAUCACGGACAUUAAUGACCUGUGGGAGGAGAGACAAGAUCUGCUGGACAACAUGGAUUUGUGGCAGUGGAUGCGACACCCGCAGAUUGUCAUGCGGUCGAACUCGAGGGUUCGAGAGAUUGAGGAUAUUGUUCGCUGGGAGGUUGCACGCGCGAUGGCAAGGGGGCAGGAUGAGGAUAUUCGACGGGCGGCAAGUGUUAAUAUGUUUGAGGACUGA
Messenger RNA from Thyridium curvatum, 1062 nucleotides. RefSeq lists its product as uncharacterized. The transcript is spliced from 2 exons. Bases 1 to 1062 code for a protein of 353 amino acids. Lineage: Eukaryota; Fungi; Ascomycota; Sordariomycetes; Thyridiales; Thyridiaceae. The record is from RefSeq and is a predicted model, not a curated record.